AUGAGCGAUAGCGAGGAUGAUGGUGCUGGUAGUGAAGGAAGGCCCAUCGAUCAAGAAGUUGUCAAGACGGCUAACGAAUUGCUGGACUCGCUAGAACAGUCUCAUAGAUCGGAUCUUGCUCUGCAUUUAUACUCAUCUUAUCUUCUGAAAAACCUUCUUUACAGGGCGAAUGAAAGGAAGCAUGGCUUGGAAAUUGAUCGGUUUGUGAGAACGCAUAUCAGGGACAAUUGGACUCGUUGGCCUGAUCCUAGAACGGUGGUGGAUCCGCAGGUUAACAGACUAUACGAGGACGAUAACUAUGGCGAGCGGCAGGAUAGCGAGCUCGAGCCCGGUGAAAUAUCAGCCAAGGCUCUUGUUCACGCAAGCAACAUGUUACGUAUGGAAUUGGAUUCAUUCUGGCAGCAUAGCUUGGCGCAAUCGGCGGCCAAGGCAGAGGUAGCGCUGGACGUCGACAAGAUGGCUAUGCCAAAGGAGCUUUCAGACCACGUUAUGUGGAAGCUGGACCACUUUUUCAAUGGGAUUCAUAACAAGAUUGCGGCCAGAAACAAAAUUGAGAUCCAGCAAGCGCAGUCGUCGCAGCAGUUGACUGUGUCGCAGGCCAGCAAUGACAAAGUGAAAGCCAGCAACCGCACGGAACUAACGUACCAUGACAUUAUCGCAAGAGGCUGCGAAAUGGGAGAAGACAUGGAGGAAAUCUACGUGAAAUCCUUGGAGCUUUUCAAUGAUAUUCCGUCCUCGUUCGAUAAGAGCCGCUACAAGCUGCCGAAGUCGGUGAUCAGGAGCUUCAAAUCAACAGCACCCAGUAAGUCUUGUCUUAGCGCUAUGAAGGGGUCAAGGGACGAUUACGUUGCGUUGGAAAAACUGCUUAAGGACAAGAGAUUGCUAGCCAGUGAUAAGAUCCACCUUAGGAAAAUCAGCAAGAGAUCUAUCGAUCAAAAUCUGAGUAAGAAAUCCUUUUUCAGCGUACAGGCCGCCAAAUCAUACGAACAGGAAAUUCAUGCCCGCGAUGAUCCGGAUAUUGAUUCGUACACUCAGGAAGAUUGCUUAGUCAAGAUUCCGCGUCUCAACAGGUGA
Molecule: messenger RNA, 1074 nt
Organism: Torulaspora globosa
Lineage: Eukaryota; Fungi; Ascomycota; Saccharomycetes; Saccharomycetales; Saccharomycetaceae
Gene: RRN9
Product: Rrn9p
Exons: 1
Coding region: 1-1074 (357 amino acids)
Source: RefSeq, a predicted model, not a curated record